Penicillium pulvis is the source of this 1806-nucleotide messenger RNA. Its product is annotated as putative flavin-containing amine oxidase. Gene Ontology annotation, molecular function: oxidoreductase activity. The coding region runs from base 1 to 1806 and encodes 601 amino acids. NCBI's taxonomy places the organism in Eukaryota, Fungi, Ascomycota, Eurotiomycetes, Eurotiales, Aspergillaceae. The transcript has 2 exons. The record is from RefSeq and is a predicted model, not a curated record.
AUGGCACCUAAUGUGAAGACCGUGGAUCUCUCCAACACAGUCAGUGCAUACCACGCCCCUGGGGCUGUUAGCAAGAGCAGCAAUUUGCUUCAUAUCUCGGGUCAGGUUGGAACCACGAAGGAUGGUGUAGCACCACCUGACUACGAAUCCCAACUUCAUCUCACACUUCUGAACCUUCGAAAGGUUAUUAUCGCAGCAGGUGCUUCGAUCAAGGAUAUUGUCAAGUUGACUAUUUUGAUUGUCAACUAUGACGCUGCCAACCGCAGGCAUACACGUCAUGUCCAGAAGUUCCUUGGUGGCCAUCGCCCUGCAAUUACUUUGAUACCGGUCCAACAACUUGCUAUUGCAUCAUGGCUUGUUGAGAUCGAUGCCGUUGUUGCCGUCCCAGAACCGGCUCUUCCUCCUUCUCUUCCGCAAGCAUCUCAGUCUGUUGAUGUCGUUAUCAUUGGUGCUGGACUGGCUGGUCUUACUGCAGCACAUGAACUGAUUCGAGUUGGAGUUUCAUGCAUUGUUCUGGAAGCUCGCGAUCGUGUUGGAGGCAAGACCUGGAGUACCCCACUUGAUGACAAGGGAACUGUUGAUCUCGGUGCUGCCUGGAUUAAUGAUACCAACCAGAGUCACAUCACUAAGCUGGUUAAGCGUUUUGGAGUGGAGCUUAUCGAACAAAAUACCGAUGGAAAUGCCGUCCUUCAAGACUUUGAUGGUAAAUGCUCACCGUUCGCAUAUGGUGAUCUACCUCCCUUCGAUGAAAAGACCCGGACUCACCUAGCCAGUAUUCGUGACAUGUGCGAGGCAGACUGUCAAGCUCUCGACGCAUGGCGACCGGUUGGUCCUAGCCUUGACUCCCUUACCUUUGAAGCGUACCUGCGUUCCCGCGAUGCCAGUGAAGUUGCACUUGCUACGGCCACUGUAUGGACACGGGCGAUGCUUGGUCAGGAGCCUCGCGAUAUCUCUGCUCUCUACUUCUUGAACUACUGCAAAUCUGGGGGUGGUCUUCUACAGAUGCGAUCUGAUCGCAAAGGUGGUGGCCAGCAUCUAAGAAUUCGCAAGGGUACUCAAGUAUUUGCAGUACAUCUUAACGACACAUUACCACCUGGUACCGUUCAACUGUUGUCACCUGUUGACUCAGUGGUUCAAGAGGGGCCGUCUGUUAAGGUCUCAACAAAAGGAACUGUGUAUUCUGCUAGUAAACUGAUUACCACGGUGCCCACUCCGGCCUUAAAGAACAUCUCAUUCUAUCCCAAGCUACCACCAGUCAAAGAGGCAUGGCUAGAUUCAACCAGCUAUGGAUACUACACAAAGGCCAUGGUGGUAUUCGACAACCCUUUCUGGGUAAAGAGUGGCUUCUGUGGUCUUGCUCAGUCCUUUGUCGGCCCUGCUAGUGUCGUUCGAGACACAUCUAGCCCCGCAGACAAUAAGCAUGUGUUGACGUGCUUUAUGGCUAGUGACCAUGGCCUUGCCUGGUCGAAGCUACCGACCAGGGAUCGUGAACAGGCCCUGCUGAAACAGCUCGAGCAAUUGUUUGGAGUGAAUGAUCUUGAAGCAAGCUUCGUCCAGUUGGUAUCGUACGAGUGGGUACAGGAUGAGUGGGCAGGCUGGGGUUGUCCUUCAACUGCACUCGCCCCUGGUGUUCUCGAUACAUUAGGUCCUGAUGCGCUUCGCGAGAGCUGGCGCAACGUGCAUUUCGCUGGCACUGAGACUGCUGGAGAAUGGAAAGGUUAUAUGGAGGGCGCUAUUAGAAGUGGUGAGAGAGCUGCCGCGGAGGUUCUCAAGGGAUUGAACGCUGCAUUUGUCGCACGUUUGUAA